GUUUCAUCAAGUGGACAGCGAUGAAUUGACCAUUGCAGUGAACUUUUGGUGGAAGUCAAAUUUGAUGUCUCGCAUGUUAGAGCAUAUGGAUGGAUACUAUUUACGCCGGAUAUUGAGCAGAUUGGUUGACAAGGAGAUGGAUCAGAUUUUGCACAACAGUAUGGUUUGUAAUUUUAAAGGUAGAGAAAAUCAUGCAGUCACUCAUGAAGACUCAGAAGGUAUCCAUGUCUUCGAUUCCAAUCACCAGAGAGAGGGCUCAAAAGUGAAUCGUGACAAGCAUGGUCUGUUGCAGCAGCUAGAACCCCAUGCACUUCAUCUGCUGUAUGAACUUUUAUCUUUGGUUCAUGAUGCUGUUAAAGUUAGUGGCCAAGAUCAAGCUGUGGAUUCCAAUUAUUCGAAAGAUCUAUCAGUCAAUCCAAGGGCUGAAUACAAUCAGAUUACAACAGAUAGUUCUUGUCUCAUGGAACAUGAUCCUGUUGCAAACAUCUUUUGGGCUGUUGAACCACUUUUACUACAGAGAAUCCUACUAGUCAUGGUGAAUCAUUUCCCAAGAACAUUAGAGGCUCUCAUUCUACACAUGCUUUCACCAACAGCAGCAGAAGUUCUUACACGGAAGUUUGAUGAGAUGGAUCAACUGUCCACUAAAGAACAACAGGAUGAAUUUUACCAGCUAUUCUAUAGCAUAUUCGAUGAUCAGUAUGCUGCAAUGGAUUCAAUUUUGAAUGGAAAGGAGUUGUUCAACUUUCAGGCAUUCAGGAACGUUCUAGAUCAGUAUCUUGGAGUAAGCACUAACAAGCCCAAAUAGUUCAUUUUAAACUAACAAAGAAUGCAUCAGAAGAAAUGAGGCCUAGAGCAUGAUAGUUCCUGAGGACAUACUAUGUGCUGUAUGAAGAUGAAGGUUGUCCCUCAUUGCUUCUCAUCAUGUAGCUACACUUCGUCAAAUGAUUUCUGAAUUGUUGCCCACCCCUUUCGGAUAAUAUAUAUGACAACUGACAUUAUGCACUAAAGAUGGAUGCUGGAUCUUGCUCUUGUUCAUGGGACUGGCUUGUCAAGAAAUGUAUCUGGAUCACUGCCCCCCUUGUGUGGUUGAUUAGGGCUUGCACAUCAUGGGGUUGUUUCAAAGCUCCAAUCGUUCAAACUGGGUUUAUUAAUACAGGUACUGCAAGAACAAACUUUGAAAUGUAAGUGGAUUUAUGAAUUCCCAAUAGGUUAGUAAUCUGACUGGAGAUUGCUUCCUUCUACAGACCAUAAUCUGUACUUGAAGGAACUUGAGCAAGUAUUAGCUCUUAGUCUGUUUUGUGGUUGUGGAACCAAGGCAAAGAACUUUUGAAGAUCUUAAGCAGACUUCCGUAGAUUUUUUAUGAUUUGGCAUGAUUCAAACAAUUUUUCGUUUGGAAAAACAGCCAAAUUUAUAUGUUUGGAUGCAGGGAACUGCUAAAUAAACGGAUCACUGAAGGAGAAACUCUUCUAUUGCUCC
Elaeis guineensis (African oil palm) is the source of this 1477-nucleotide messenger RNA. The record is from RefSeq and is a predicted model, not a curated record. NCBI's taxonomy places the organism in Eukaryota, Viridiplantae, Streptophyta, Magnoliopsida, Arecales, Arecaceae.